CCCCUCCCGUUCCUCCCCCGCCCCUUUUUCCCUCUCCCUCCUUUGUGUUCCUUUCUCCUCCCCCCCCCCACCUCUUCGGUCUUUUCCUCCCUCUCCACAUCGAUAUCCCCGGUUAAUCGCCGAGUCCGGGACCCGUUUGUCCCUGUGCCCCUCCUGUUCGAUCAGCUAUGAAGGCAUUGAACCCCGCUGAUCGCGAGCGCAAGCGGCAGGCCGACCGAGAGAAGGCCAAGAAUCGCGACCGUCGUAAGAAGGAUGCCGUCAUCAAGAAGCAUCGUGACGAGGUGCAGGAUCUCCGGCGUGAGAUUGAGCUCUGGCAGCGGAACAACAAGAGCAGCCCCAAUUAUGAGGAGCAUCUGCGCACCCUGCGACUGCAACUGCACGAGCUCGUAGAUGCCAAGAAGAAGGAGGGUAUUGAUCUGGACCGUUUUGGAAAUCACAUCUCCGCGGUCAAGAUCAACUGGACGCACAAGACCGACUCGUCGAUCCUCAAUGCGCAGGAGGCCCAGCGCGCUCGCCGGCACCAGGCCCAUGCUCGCGGCGUCGAGACCAUCAGCGCCUGGGCAGACGAUGCGUCGCAGCUGGACCGGUCAUCCUCCGAUUCGGACAAUGACGGUGGGGAGGAGGACCUGCCGCCGAUGCCUUCCAUGCCGCCUGACAACGGGGAGGACGACCUGCCGCCGAUGCCUGCCGGGCCGGCGCUUCCCCAUGGCGCCGGCUUGGCGCCACCCAAUCUGCCGGGGUUCCCUCCUCCCUCGGGCCCGGGGAUGGCCGGUAUGCCGCCGCCGCCGCCGCCGCAAAUGCCUCCCUGGAAUCCGGCCCUGCCGUAUGGCCUGGCGCCGGCCGGCGGUGGUCCCCUGCCGCCGCCCUUCCCGCCCUUCCCUCCGGCCGGCCCCCCGCCCAUGGCCGCCGGCGGGCCGCCAGUUCCGCAAAUGCCCCCCCCUGGCGUGGGAGGAGGCUACUACCAGCCGCCGAUGUCGGGCCCCCCUGCGCCGGUGGCGAUGGCCCCGCUGCCACUGCCCGUCCCGGCGCCCGGUUCGUCUGUGGCAGCGGCGCCCCUGCGCGUGCCUCCUCGGCCCGGGUCCGCCCCAUCGGUUGUUGCCUCUUCGGCCCCCGUGCCAAAGGCCCGGACGCAAGUUACCGGCCUCGUCCCGGCAAAUGUGAUGGCCAUGCGCCGCGCAGGCGGCGUUGUCCCCCCGGCCAAGAGAACCGCCGCACAGAAGGCCAUGAUUGCCAACCUGAAGACGACGAUGGCCCGGCAGGCGCCAGCGCCCAGCCCGACGGCAAGUGCUCAGCCGACCGACACCGACGCCACGGCCAAGCCGACCACCGUGUCCCAGGAGGAUGAGGCCACCUACGAGGACUUCAUGGCCGAGAUGGCCGGGUUAAUCUGACGCGCCGAUAUGCGCGGCCAGCACCUGCUCCUGUCUCUGGCCAGCGCCCGCCGCCGGGAGGCUUUCCUGGUGCGAAGACUGGCCAUCUCCCUUCCGAACAAAAACGUGCAAAUAGACAAAAAAAAUCUACUCUA
Molecule: messenger RNA, 1525 nt
Organism: Fonticula alba
Lineage: Eukaryota; Rotosphaerida; Fonticulaceae
Exons: 6
Coding region: 168-1391 (407 amino acids)
Source: RefSeq, a predicted model, not a curated record